Vicia villosa (hairy vetch) is the source of this 2042-nucleotide messenger RNA. RefSeq names its product abscisic acid 8'-hydroxylase 4. The record is from RefSeq and is a predicted model, not a curated record. The coding region runs from base 23 to 1519 and encodes 498 amino acids. Gene Ontology annotation, biological process: brassinosteroid homeostasis; sterol metabolic process; brassinosteroid biosynthetic process. NCBI's taxonomy places the organism in Eukaryota, Viridiplantae, Streptophyta, Magnoliopsida, Fabales, Fabaceae. The transcript has 10 exons. Gene Ontology annotation, molecular function: oxidoreductase activity, acting on paired donors, with incorporation or reduction of molecular oxygen; iron ion binding; heme binding.
AUAAAGAAGCAGUGGAAUCAAAAUGCUUUCCCAAUUGGUAAAGGAACAUUCUUAUAUGUGUUACCAUGUUGGUCUCUUAUUGCUGUUUUUAUCAUGUUUUAAAAUGUUGUCAGCACUUUGGUGCAAAAAAAACAAGUCCAAUAGUGUUGGAAGUCCUCCGGGAAAUAGAGGAUUACCCUUCAUAGGAGAGACACUGCAUUUCAUGGCUGCCAUCAAUAGUACUAAAGGAGUCUACGAAUUUGUUCGACUUCGCCGCCUCCGAUAUGGAAAUUGCUUCAAGACCAAGUUAUUUGGGGAAACACAUGUAUUUAUUUCGAGUAAGGAUUCAGCGAAAACGAUUCUAAGAAACGAAGGAGGGAAGUUCUCAAAAAAGUACAUAAAGACAAUCUCCAAGCUCUUGGGUCCUGAUAGUUUGCUCUGUGCAGCUGAGCAGCAUCACAAACUCAUUCGAAGCCGUCUUUUCAGUUUGUUCUCACCUCAUUCUUUGUCUUCCUUUGUUCAACUCUUCGAUGGACUUGUAGCUGAAGCUACAAGUGCAUGGAAAUGUGGAUCCCUUCUCAUCAUACAAGAUGAAGCCCUCAAGCUAGCUUGUAAGGCAAUGUGCAAGAUGCUAAUAAGCAUUGAGAAUGGUGAUGAACUAAUGGUGAUGCAAAAGAAUGUUACUUGUGUGUCUGAAGCAAUGCUUGCAUUGCCUUUGAGAUUACCAUGGACCAGAUUCUACAAAGGUCUUCAGGCUCGAAAAAGAAUUAUGAACAUAUUGGAGAAAGUUAUUAGUGAAAGAAGAAGCGGAAUCACAACUAGCCAUGUAGAUUUUCUUCUGCAACUUUUGACAAAUGAUGAUAAUAAAUUAGAAAAAGAUGAAGUUAUAACAAGGCUAACAGAUGAAGAGAUCAAAGAUAAUAUCUUAACUAUGAUAAUUGCUGGACAAGACACUAUAGCAAUUGCAGUGACAUGGAUGAUCAAAUUUUUGGACGAGAAUCAAGAGGUUCUCAAUGAGCUUAAGAAGGAACAAGUUGAGAUUGAGAAAAAAUGUAGAGGAAGUAUGAAUCUUACAUUAGAGAUUCUUUCUCAGAUGCAAUAUGCUUCCAAGGUGGUAAAAGAAGCAUUAAGAAUGGCAUCUGUAGUGCAAUGGUUGCCUAGAGUAGCACUUGAGGACUGCGAAAUUGAAGGAUUUGAGAUCAAAAAAGGUUGGAACAUUAAUAUUGAUGCUAGAUCAAUACAUCAUGAUCCAAGUAUUCACAGCGCCCCGAAUGUGUUCAAUCCUUCAAGAUUUCCGAGUGAGUCAAAACCAAACAGCUUCUUAGCUUUUGGGAUUGGAGGAAGAAUGUGUCUUGGGAAGAACAUGGCUGAAGGAAUGAUGUUGGUGUUUCUUCAUCGUUUCGUUACUCGUUUCAAGUGGAAGGUGAUUGAUUCUGACUCGAGUAUUCAAAAAUCAGCACUUUUUACGAAACUUAAGAGUGGUUAUCCGAUACGUUUGAUAUAUGUGAAGGAAGAAGAAAUGAACAAAAAAAUUGUGUGAGGGCAUAAACAAUGGAUGCAUCAUGUUCAAUAUAUCAAUAGAUGUUUGAACUUUAUAUACUAAUGGUUAAAGUUGUUAUGAGCAAUAGGAAUCAUAGUAUAUACAGGAAGAAAAACAACCAAUAUAGGGAGAAAAAAAUAAUUGUUAAAUUACAAGAAAUUAAGAGACAUUUGUUGAAUCUUAAUUGGGGUUUCAAAUGAAGAUCAGACAGUACAAGUUGAAUAUAUUGUUCAAGUUGAUAAAGUUUCCAUUGCACCAGCUUGAUGAUUUUGAAUAAAUGUAACUGUUAUACUAAUUCCUUAAGCAAAAAUGCAGGGUGCUUUGGAUUUGUCACAUGAUAAAUGUUCAUUAUUUAUGUUGUCAUUUUCCAUUGAGUAUGAAAAUAUACUUGAGGUUACUUGCUUGAUACACUUGAAAUUUUGCUAUAUUUUGUGAUAUGUACAAAAUGUUUAUGAUGACUUGUGCAUGUGAAAUUUUAGUUGACAUUCAAAUGAUUUUGGAAAGGAAAGUAGUCAAUUUUAGG